Messenger RNA from Effrenium voratum, 264 nucleotides. Lineage: Eukaryota; Dinophyceae; Suessiales; Symbiodiniaceae. The record is from the annotation of a GenBank genome assembly.
GUCGCGCAGUUCAAGCGGUACAUGGCAGCUCUGGCAAUGCGCGGGUCGGUCGAGGAGCUGUUGGUGGGGCAGGUCAUCCCUGUCUACGAUCACCUGUGGCAGGCGGCGGGGUUCACUGCGUGCCCGAUCAACUUUGAGAGGGCCCAGGUCAGCGUGUCGGCCAUUCGAAGGAUGGCAGGGAACAGCUUCAACCAGUGCUGCGCGUGCGCCUUCACCUCGUUCAUCAUGGCCAACUUGGAGCCUUCAGCAUUUCAGCGGAUUUGA